AUGAAUGUUCACCCACCGUUUCUGAUGCGGAUUGCCCGAGGUAUCAAGUCCAAUGCAGGCUCCUAUUCGACAAAGCCAAUGCACAAUGCCCCAGACGGCAAAGCUUAUCAGUUCAAUUUCGUAUCUGAUGACCCCAGCAGACCUGGAAUCCUUGCUCAGUCUCAGCAAUUUACCGUUCAAUCAGGUCCCCAUGCCCAGUCGGACUCCUCUUCGAGUAAUGGGAUUACAACUCCUGCUACUACUAUUACUCCUCCUCCUGGUCCCAUUCCUUCUUUGACUUCUAGCCUUACUCGCAACCCCAAUAACACUGCGAUUAUCCCUGGGUACCGCGGAAAUACUGUCUCUCUUUCUUCCAAUUCUACUGCGGCACCUACAAGCACACGCCGUUCAUCCACGACCCGUGUCGCUUCCGGGAGCAAUGCAGAACGUACUAGCAACGCAGCUCCGGUCCUUCAAGCCUAUAGUGGUGUUGGUGGCUUGGUUCUUGCUGCUCUGGCCUUCGUAGCUUGA
Uncinocarpus reesii 1704 is the source of this 510-nucleotide messenger RNA. RefSeq lists its product as uncharacterized. The record is from RefSeq and is a predicted model, not a curated record. The transcript has 3 exons. NCBI's taxonomy places the organism in Eukaryota, Fungi, Ascomycota, Eurotiomycetes, Onygenales, Onygenaceae. Bases 1 to 510 code for a protein of 169 amino acids.